CAUGUUAAUUUACCUACUCCAGGCCCAGGAUGUCACCACUUCAACCACCGCCACUUGCUCUCAAAAUCCAAUCUUUCGAUGAGCAAAAUCUCUCCCCACCGUCAUCUUCCACCGCGCAAUCGAGCCUGUGCUACUCUGCUUGUCGGUGCUGCGAUUUAUUCUCCUUCCUCCGCCUUCGAAGAUGUCAGGUUUUGAGCUGUCCCGGCACACGCCCAUCUUGGGCCUCCCCCUUUGGGCACUCAUCGGCGUCUGCAUCGCCGUCGCUGCCGCCCUCCUCCUCUCCCUCUGCUUUGUCCUCCUACGGAAGGGUGAAUCUUCUCGGACAGCUGCCGUCCCCAUUGCCGCGCCCAAAGAAAUCCAAGAGGUCCGCGUCGAUUCCGAUCACGCCUCCGAACCUGAUCCCUCGCCUCCGACGCCAAUCGAUCCGCAGAAACCCCACUUUUCGCCCACGAAGGAGCGAAACGGAGCGGGCUCGCCGGACGCUGCGCCGGGAGUGUCCCGCUUGGGCUGGGGCCAGUGGUUCACUCUCCAGGAGAUCAUGGCGGCGACGGGGCAAUUCUCCUACGAGAAUGUGAUCGGAGAAGGCGGCUACGGGAUCGUCUAUCGUGGUGUCAUGCAGGAUGGUACUCAGAUUGCAGCGAAGAAUUUGGUGAACAACAAGGGUCAAGCUGAGACGGAAUUCAUGGUCGAGGUUGAAGCAAUUGGUCGAGUUCGUCACAAGAACUUGGUUAGAUUGCUAGGAUAUUGUGCAGAAGGUGUUCAUAGGAUCCUUGUUUACGAGUAUAUCGAAAAUGGGAACCUUGAAAAGUGGCUUCAUGGUGAUGUUGGAUCAAGGAGCCCUCUUACAUGGGAAAUCAGAAUGGACAUCAUGCUUGGAGUGGCAAAAGGGAUACUGUAUUUACAUGAAGGACUUGAACCCAAAGUAGUUCAUCGAGAUAUUAAAUCAAGCAACAUUCUGCUCGAUAAGCAAUGGAUUCCCAAACUUUCUGAUUUUGGACUCGCAAAGUUAUUGGGCACAGGAAGGACCCAUGUCACAACCCGUGUGAUGGGAACUUUUGGGUUAGUUAACUUCUAUUUCUCUAGGCUAUUGAUCUCAUUUGCCAAACAAAAUCUGAUUAAGAACUGCAAUUUGUGCCCUCUUGAUAGCUAUGUGGCACCUGAAUAUGCUAGUACUGGUAUGUUAAACGAGAAGAAUGAUGUUUAUAGCUUUGGGAUUCUUCUUAUGGAGAUUAUAUGUGGUCGUAGGCCAAUCGAUUACAACAGGCCUCCAAGCGAAGUUAAUAUCAUAGAGUGGAUUAAGAUCAUGGUGAGUAGUCGAAAAACUGAUGAAGUUGUGGAUCCAAAGAUGCCUGAGAAACCUUCACCAAGGGCAUUGAAGAAAACACUUUUAGUUGCAUUGAGAUGUGUGGAUUCUGAUUCUCAGCAGAGACCAACAAUAGGGCAUGUCCUACACAUGCUUCAAGUUGAAGAUUUUGCAUACCUUGAUGAGCGACGACCGGGCCGACCGGGGCGAACUAACCCUAAUAGUGCUGAACAAAAAGAAAGAUUUCCAGGAAAGCCUUUUACUGAGCCUAGUAAAUGAAGCAGGAAUCAGAGCAGCUAGCACAACUAUGCAUUUUACAUGAUCAAGUAAGAGCCACUAUCUUUUGGGAAAGAUGCAAUGAAAUAAACUGUCAAAACCAGCCUGUGCUUUGUGCUUUUGAGGCCAUUAAAGGAGAUUUUGUAGAUAUCUAAUAUUCUUAUCUGUACAUGGUUUGAGAUUUGUAUUGAUGUACAUAAUGUGAUGUUUGAUUGUCUACACUCGACCUAUUGAAUUAUGUAGAGAUAAAGUUUGAGCCUUCCUAUUUAAUAUAGAAUCAUCAUUUCAAUUA
Zingiber officinale is the source of this 1871-nucleotide messenger RNA. RefSeq names its product probable serine/threonine-protein kinase At1g01540. NCBI's taxonomy places the organism in Eukaryota, Viridiplantae, Streptophyta, Magnoliopsida, Zingiberales, Zingiberaceae. Bases 182 to 1582 code for a protein of 466 amino acids. The record is from RefSeq and is a predicted model, not a curated record. The transcript has 6 exons. Gene Ontology annotation, biological process: protein phosphorylation. Gene Ontology annotation, molecular function: protein kinase activity; ATP binding.